AUGAGUGAGUAUGGUACUCGUAUAAUCCUGGCUUGGGAUGCUCGAGUUUUAGAUGUCAUGGUUUUAGAGGCUCAUAAUCAAUUCUUAAAUUGUAAGGUGCUUAUACGGGGUAGUCAACAUUAUAUUUUCGUUUCUUUUGUAUAUUGGGCUAAUGUUUGUAAUGCCCGUCAUGCUUUAUGGUCGGGGCUGCGGAAAUUUAAAGUGCUCAUUGGUUCUUCCCCGUGGGUUGUAAUGGGGGAUUUUAACACCAUGUUAUUCCCUCAUGAUGGUUUUGGAGGCUCCUCUCGUCGUAACUUGGAUAUGGCUGAUUUUUUUGCUUUUGUAGAGGAUGUGGAAUUAUUUGAUUUACAUUAUACAGGUGUCCAUUUCACGUGGAACCAAAAACCGAACUCUUCGGGGGGUAUCAUGCGGAAAUUGGAUAGAGCUAUGGGGAAUGAUGAGUUCACGUCUGUUUUUCAAGAUGUUAAUGUUCAUUUUCAUCCUUCGGGUCUUUCGGAUCAUACUCCAGUAACGGUUUCUUUCAGAUGCGGCAUUCGGAAAAAAAGGCAUGGGUUUAAAUUUGACAAUUUCUUGACUGAACAUCCAGGUUUUCUUCAAGUUGUAAAGGAUGAAUGGGCAAAUAAUAUCGAGGGUUCCUUUAUCUUUCGAGUGACUUCUCAUUUGAAGGCGCUGAAGAUUCCUCUUCGGAAACUUCGUCAUUCUUAUGGCAACCUUGGUCAACGUGUUGCCUUUUUGAAGACUGAACUUGAUCGUAUCCAAUUGGAUGUUGAUAAUGAUCCUUCUAAUGUUGAGCUAGGUCUAGAGUUGGGUCAUAUUCGUAUUGCGUAUCAAAAUGCAUGUAAGGAUGAGAAUAGUGCCGCAAAACAACGUGCCAAAAUUGCAUGGUUGAAUGAAGGUGACUUGAAUACUAAAUUCUUCCAUAAAGUGAUUAAAGAACGACAUCAUUACAAUUCUAUUCAGUCUGUGUGUACAAGUGAUGGAGCUUAUGUAUAUGGUGAUGAUGUGCCUAAUGUUUUUGUGGAUCAUUUUAAAGACUUUCUGGGUACGAGGUAUGUUUCUUCUGAUCCGACUAUGACUAAUGAUGUUUUCAUGCGUAAACUUUCUUUGGUUGAAGCUAAACAUAUGAUAAGACCAAUUCACAAUGAAGAAAUUAAAAAUGCUAUGUUUAACAUUGGUAAUUAUAAAGCUGAUGGGUAUUCUUCUAAGUUUUUCAAAGAGGCUUGGGACAUUGUUGGCUGUGAUGUGGAGACUGCAAUUCAUAAUUUCUUUUAUCGAGGUAAUCUUCCGAAGAGCUUGAAUCAUACGCUUUUAUGUCUGAUCCCUAAAUCUAUUAAUGCUUCUAAGGUUACAGAUUAUCGGCCUAUAGCAUGA
Molecule: messenger RNA, 1371 nt
Organism: Cynara cardunculus var. scolymus (artichoke)
Lineage: Eukaryota; Viridiplantae; Streptophyta; Magnoliopsida; Asterales; Asteraceae
Exons: 1
Coding region: 1-1371 (456 amino acids)
Molecular function (GO): catalytic activity
Source: RefSeq, a predicted model, not a curated record